Mercenaria mercenaria is the source of this 2941-nucleotide messenger RNA. RefSeq lists its product as uncharacterized. Gene Ontology annotation, cellular component: nucleoplasm; chromatin. NCBI's taxonomy places the organism in Eukaryota, Metazoa, Mollusca, Bivalvia, Venerida, Veneridae. The record is from RefSeq and is a predicted model, not a curated record. Gene Ontology annotation, biological process: positive regulation of DNA-templated transcription. Gene Ontology annotation, molecular function: ubiquitin-protein transferase activity. Bases 292 to 1965 code for a protein of 557 amino acids. The transcript has 2 exons.
UAAAUUAAUAUACAAUGAACAGUAGUUAACGGUAUCAGUUACUUGAUAUACUGGACUAGACAUGAUUGUGUAUUACAUGUAUAUCUCAUAUUAGCUAAAGAAUAUUGAUCGGUUGUGACUUUUUCAAGUCAAGUUUAUUCCAUAUCAAGGCUUAAUACAAGCAUGUGAUAAGAAUAAUGUAAACACAAAUUGAAAAACGGUAUCAAGGCUUGUGUGACAAAACGAAGCAAAACGAAACAGCAUUUCAAUUUUAAUUUCUUACCAGGAAGUAAAAUAAACAAAUUGGAUAAAAUGGCGACUGGAGGAAAUGGAUCAGACGAAUUUAUAAACUUUAAAUGUUGUAUAUGCGCUAAUAAAAAUAUAACUACAGAGGCAGAGAACUACUGUGUAGAAUGUCAGGAUUAUUACUGUGUAUCAUGCACGGAUUUACACAAAUUGUUCCCCUCUGCAAUUGGUGUUCACCAAUUCAUUGACAAAACGAAUUUCAGUACUUCUGGUGCACAGACUGUCCUUCCAAGUUUCCCAGUAGAAAGAUGUAUAGUCCAUAAGAGUAAGCUGCUGGACAUGUAUUAUGCUGACCAUGAUGAAAUUGUGUGUGCGACUUGCGUAGCUUUAAAUCACAGAACAUGCCAAAACUUGCAUUCGGUCCCGGAUGAAUUAGACAAUUUCUUUGAGAAGUCAGCUGCUGAUGAAACAAAGUUAAAACUACUCGCAGAAAAGGAUAAAAUGGAAGUCAUAAAGAACACAAAAGAACUUCUUGUCACCGAACUGGAUAAAUACAAAGAGAAAGCAGUAGAGUCAAUAAAGCGCUUCAGAAAAGAAAUGGGAGCUGUCUUGGACACACUUGAAAGUGAGUCAAUUAGAAACUUGGAGGAAGAACACAUGAAAAUAAGAGAAAGUUUAGAAGACGAGAUCAAAGUAGCAAAGAACUACAUUGCUGAACUUCAACUAUCGGGGGAUAAAAUAAGCAAAUCCUUUGGAAAUAAAGCACAAGAGUUUGUCUGUGUUAAAGUUGCAAAGAGAACUAUUUUUGAAACACUAGACUCAGAAAAAAUUCUGACAAAAACAGUGAAUGUAAAUAUCGAAUUUACUGCCAAUCCUAAAAUCAAAUAUUUUCUCAAUGAAUUGAAGACAUUUGGAAUUGUUCCUGACCCUGCAAUAAACAAGCCGAAAACUACAUUGUAUGAGGUUGACUGCAAGAGACAGAUAAAUAUCAGACAAGCAAAUGAUAAGGCUACAUGUAAUAUUUAUGGAUCAUGCUUCACAGCGGAUGGAUUGUUACUACUGGCUGACUACAGUAACAAAAAGCUGAAAUGUGUAGAUCUUUGCUCAAAAAAGGUCAAGGAUUAUCUCGAUCUGGAAGCUUCACCUGCAGAUGUCUGUCAGACAGGUAAAGAUAAAAUUGCAGUAAGCCUUCUCAACAGCUCUAUUCAAUUCGUAUCCCUCGAAAACAAGAUGACGACCGCGAAACUGUUGAAGCUUGAUUAUUACUGCUGGGGUCUGGCCUACAAGGAUGGCAAGCUGUUUGUCACUGAUUGCGGUAAGUCCCUCUAUAUUCAUGAUAUGAAUGGCUCUAUGCUACACAAAAUCACAACCGACCAGCAAGGAAAGGCAUUUUUUCAAUCAAACCGACAUAUCAGUCUCAGCAGUGAUGGAGAUAUGAUAUAUAUAGCUGAUUAUAACAAAGGUGUGAUAACCCUUAAUUUGCAGGAGAAUUAUGAAUCAACGUGUACUGAUACUGAUUUAUUUCAUAUAUGGGGAGUUUGUACCGAUGGUAGAGGUAAUAUAUUCACAUGCGGUUUUGGAAUGUCCAAUGUUGUUCAGGUAAAUGAAAAGUCGAGAUACAAGACAGGAGUGCUUGGGAAUGUGAAGAAUAGUACUUCAGCUUGCUUUGAUCCGCAACAGAACAAAUUGGUUGUUACUCCGAGCGAUAUCGAUAUUGUAGAAGUGUACGAGUUAGUAUAAGUGACUAGCUAAAGCUAGAGUAAGUAAAAAUUGAAAAACCUUAAAUUACUCAAACCGAUGUCACUUACCAAUUAAAAUUCAGUCAUGAUAUUAAUCAAAAGAUGUAUCAAAGACAUUUCUUUCAAAUAUUUAAGUUUAUUACGUACUAGUCAUUGCAUGAAAUGUUUCCAAAAUGACUAAAUGACACACGGAGAGUACGUGGCAUAGUUUACAGGCGAAAUACAAGUAUGCAGAAACUGUACAAAUUAGAAGUUAGCAGUAACAGUAGUCACAGCAGUUCACUGGUACACCAGCAAGCAGUAUCAAUUUGUCAGAAAAAAAACGCCAGUUAUAAGACUUCAUUUUCAUUUAUAUUUAACAAACAUCCACAAACUCAUCUUUAAGGUGAAAUAAGCUCUGCAUUAUCUUUCCCAUAUGAAUGACUUGGAAAUAGAUUAUUCUCACAUGUUUUUACAACUUUGUUUAAAACCAGAUUUUAAAUCAUUCAAAAUAAUCAGUGAUAAUGCAGCGUACACUGACAUUUUGAUAAAGCUAAGGCUGUAACUCUGGAUAUAUUGGUUGAUAUUGUGACUUUGUGAAAUAAUGAAAUAUAAUGUUUUGUAAUAAAAUGAAUCUGCAUUAUGAAUGCUUUGUUAAGCAUGUUAAACUCAACUUGAUUAUGCUAUCCCUUGUAUUAAGAAAGACAUAGGUGUACUCGAAAGAACUUUUUUCGUAUGUUUAUUCAAUUUAAAGGAAUGAACUCAUUGUUUGUUAGUAAACCUUUUGGCUGUUGUGUAAAUAAUUGUUUUCCCUACAAGAUUACAAGAAGAAAUACAUGUGUGUACAAUUAUAUAAUAAUUAUAUCAAACAACAGAUAAAGGUUUACCUACCAUUGUAAUGACUUUGGGGUGAGGAAUUAUGAAGGCAUGCAUAAAUAUCUAUCAUAAUGGACAUGCAUCAUUAAUUGUUUAGAUUUUUGUUACAUUUAGGAAUUGAA